AUGCAUAAUGCCCCUCCAGGUGCGGGACAGAUGGGUGUUAUGCGAACAUCCUACAGACAGCCCAUUCCUCCGCGUCUACCACCCGGCCGAGUACAAUCUCCAUCCCAAGCACAGCGGAAGCCAGCUUGGUUCCCCAGUGAUCCGGAGUCGAGCGACAACGAACGCCUCGAAGCGCAGCGCAACAACAUUAAAACUCGAGUAUUCAAGCCCUCUUCGCGAAAUGGGACCUCCACAGCUGUACUCAGUCAGCCGCCUACCUCGAACACAUUUAGUGGCUUGAUGAAUGAUUUUGGCUACCAGUCGCACACAUCAGCCCCGCCACAAGCUGUCAAGAGAUCUGCAGAUGUCAUGGCUAAUAGUUAUGGCAACGUUCAGAAGAGAAGACAUAUCAUGCCAGCAAACGUCCCAUCCGUACAACAAGGUCCUUCAUCAGCAACACAGCCCUAUCAAGAGAUAGAACUCGAUGACAUUCGUGAUCCCCACCUGCGACGGCAGGUUGAAAGAUUACAAACAACGUGCUCAUCCAGCUCAGUCCGGCAGAUAUUACAUGCCUUACAAGUGACAAAGAACUUUGAUGAUGCUGCGGAUAUGCUGCUUUUGCAAAGUGAGAGUAGAGACAAACAUCCCUCCACAAUGCAACAGCAAACAAGCCGCAAUGUUGUGGUGCUUCCCAGCUCAGACGACGAGCUGCUGUAUACGCCUGCCAGACCGCCAAAAGGUGUAGCGAUGACUGCAAAUCAGUACCAAGCAGCACCUCAGCAGAUCAGAAGAGCUCCGACUAAAUCAAUCGCUCAGAAAUGGGGUAGCACGCAACAACCACCGCAAGCGACAAACCAGGUUCGAAGACUGGAUGUUUUCGAUACACCUCCACCUCAGGAGGCGAAGAAACGUACACUUAUGAGAGGUCGUAAGAAUCGAAGUCCUUCUGGUAGUCCUCGAAAAGCUAUCGUGCUUGAUGACUCUGAUGAAGUCGAUUCAGGUAUUCAGUCCGAAGCUGAGGACGCUAAGCUCGACAAUCGUGUCUUGAUCUUUUUCAAUACCUGUACUGCGCACGACUUGAUGGAUAUGUCGGGCAUACCAAAGGACCAGGCAGAGCAUUUUGUUGGCUGUCGACCAUUUGCUAGCCUGCAAAAGGUUUUUGAUGUGCAGAAUCCUAACAACAAGAACAAAACCAAGAAAGGCAGCACAUCCUACGGCGAACGUAUCUGGGACAAAGUCUACGAAAUGACCAAGUCCUAUGAGGCUGUCGACUUCGUGGUCAAGAAGUGCGAACAAAUGUCGAAACCGCUUGCGCAAAGUAUGAGUGCCUGGGGCGUUGAUGUUUAUGGAAAAGGCAAGGACACUGCUGGCAUUGAUCUUGUCGACAUAAAUGCCCUUAAGAGUAAUGCCCAAGUCCUGACUGGUAAGGACUCCGGCAUAGGCACUCCCAUCAGUGAUGAUGGUAGAUCGAUAAAUGGUGCUAGGAAAGGAUUUGUUCCACAACCACCUUCGCUGGCUGAGGGUGUUCAGAUGAAAGAUUAUCAGGUUGUUGGAUUGAAUUGGCUAUAUUUGCUGUUCAGAUCUAAACUGUCUGGUAUUUUGGCGGACGACAUGGGUUUGGGCAAAACUUUACAAACAAUUGCUUUCAUCGCACACUUGUCUGAAAUUGGCGAGUCAGGCCCGCAUCUUAUUGUGGUACCUGCUGCUACUCUUGAGAACUGGCUGAAGGAGUUCCAGCGUUUCGCUCCUUCGUUGAGUGUUCAACCAUACUAUGGUAGCAUUCCCGAACGUGAGGCAAUGCGGCUCGAGUAUGAAGAUAAGCGGGACGAAAUUAGUGUGAUAAUCACGACCUACCAGAUUGCAAAGGCAAAAGAGGAUAUCCCAUGGCUAAGACGAUAUGGCUUCACCUGUGCGAUCUUUGACGAAGGUCACAUGCUGAAAAAUCCGACAUCUGAGGUAGCUUCAAAAUUGGCUCGAAUCAAGUGUCAAUUUCGAUUGCUGCUUACAGGGACACCACUGCAGAACAACCUAGGUGAACUCAUGGGUCUCCUCAAAUUCCUCAUGCCUCAGAUCUUCUCUGAACGAGAAGAAGACAUGCUUGCGAUUUUCAAACAGUCUAUUUCGGUCACGACCACCGGCGCCACGGCAGACUCUCGACAGAUGCUGCUUUCCAAACAGCGUAUUGACCGAGCCCGUUCAAUGCUAACUCCCUUCAUCCUGCGUCGCAAGAAAUGGCAAGUAUUAAAAGACUUGCCCAAGAAAACCCGGCACGUGGUGACCUGUGAGUUGACACAAGAACAACGCGAUCUCUACAAUGCGCAAUUGGCCAAAGCAUGGGACAUUCGUGAACGCAAGGCUCGUGGUGAGCGUAUACCACCCGACGAGAACGCGAAUGUCCUAGUUCGUCUUCGGCAAGCAGCUAUACACCCACUGCUUUUCAGAUACUUUUACUCUGACAAAACACUACGCAAGAUCGCGAAGACAUGUCCAAAAAUUGAACAGUUCCGAGAGUCAAACCCCGAGCUCAUCAUGACAGAACUGGUUAACUAUGCAGACUUUGAGACUCAUGACCUCUGCUCGAAGCAUACUCCGCUACAUCCAUACCUCUUGACUGCAGAAAAGUGGGAGAAAUCGGGCAAGAUUACAAAAAUGCUCGAACUGCUCACAAAGUUCAGAGAGGAUGGCCAUCGACCGCUCAUUUUCUCACAAUUUGUCAUGGUCCUAGAAAUACUCGAAAACGUUUUAAAGAACCACAACAUAUCAUACCUGCGACUCGAUGGUUCCACUAAGGUUGAUGAGCGACAGGACCUCAUCGAUCUGUUUAAUGCUGAGGACAGCGAAUUCGAGGUCUUCAUGCUAUCCACGAAGGCAGGUGGAGCGGGUAUCAACUUGACAGGUGCAUCUAGAGUUAUUGUGUUUGAUUCUGGCUUUAAUCCGCAGGAUGAUGUACAGGCCGAGAACCGCUGUCACAGAAUUGGUCAAACCAAAGACGUCGAAGUCUAUCGGCUCAUCUCAGAAGGAUCUGUUGAAGAGCAGAUUUACGAAAUGGGCAAGGUCAAGCUCCAGCUCGAUCGCGAAGUCGCAGGUGAAGAUGGAGAACCUCAAGCCGUCGAUAUCCCUGCUAGUGGCGUGGCUACUCCAGCUAACGAGGGUCUUGUGGAAGCCGAAGGUGUGGCAAUGAUUGAGGACUUGCUAUUCAAGAAGCUCGAAGAAGAAGGCAAGACACCUGGAAAACUUGCAGCCGAGCAAAAUGGAACUACUCAGAAAAAGCUGCCAAACAGUAUCGAUGCUGGAACACUAGUCAAGACUGAGAACGAUCAAGAAAGUAGCGCUCUCAGCAGCUUAGGCUCUCCUCUCACAGAACUGGCAAGCAGUGACUCUGAGGACGAUAAGCCACUUGUGAGAAAGAAAGUUGACAAAGACUCAGAAAUCGAGAUCGUAGAGGAGAAGCCAGCUGGCAGGGGUAGACGUGCGGCAGCUCAAAAGGCAAGCAAGAAUCUAAAAGAUCCGUUUGCUGAUGAGCCAAGCUCACAAAGAAGCGGACGUGGUACUAAGGUCAAGAAAGAGAGCAGCGGACAAGCAACAUUGACUCGAACUGGACGGAUUGUCCGUGGGCGAAAGUAG
Lithohypha guttulata is the source of this 3603-nucleotide messenger RNA. It is a transcript of the gene FUN30, whose product is annotated as DNA-dependent ATPase fun30. Lineage: Eukaryota; Fungi; Ascomycota; Eurotiomycetes; Chaetothyriales; Trichomeriaceae. The transcript has 2 exons. Bases 1 to 3603 code for a protein of 1200 amino acids. Gene Ontology annotation, molecular function: ATP-dependent chromatin remodeler activity; chromatin binding; ATP binding. Gene Ontology annotation, cellular component: nucleus. The record is from RefSeq and is a predicted model, not a curated record.